AUGGCUUCUACCAAAACUAAAUUGCUAAAUUCAUGUGUUUUAAUAAUUGCAAUUUUAUUAAUUUUGCAAUUUAAUAUGUCAAGAGCACAAAAGGUGCCAGCCAUGUAUGUGCUUGGUGAUUCUUUAGUAGAUGUUGGGAAUAAUAAUUAUUUGGAGACAUUUUUCAGAGCAAAUUUUCUUUUUAAUGGAAUUGAUUUCCCUGGUGGCAAACCCACAGGAAGAUUUAACAAUGGGAAAAAUGCUGCUGACUUUAUUGCUGAAAAUGUUGGUUUACCUACACCACCACCGUAUCUUUCCGAUUCCAACAAGAAUAACGUCUUUCUACAAGGUGUAAGCUUUGCCUCGGGAGGAGCUGGAAUUUUAAAUAGCACCAAUGAUCAUCCUUAUAAUGGCACAAUUUACCUCUCAAAACAAGUUGGGUAUUUCUAUGAAGUGCAACAAAGGUUGAUUAAAAAGAUGGGGGAAAGUGCAGCAAAAGAGCACUUGACAAAUUCUCUAUUUGCUAUUGUUAUUGGAAGCAAUGAUUUAUUCAACUAUUUCAGCUCAAAAUCCAAAAUCCAUCUCACAAAAUCACCACAAGAGUACAUUGAUUUAAUGCUAUCCACCUUAUCGAACCAACUAAUGCAAAUACAAGGUUUGGGUGGACGUAAAUAUUUGAUUGUUGGGAUAGGGCCAUUAGGGUGCACUCCAUCGCAAAGGCUUCAAAAUUCUUCAGAGAAUUGUUACGAUGAGGCUAACAAUUUGACCACCAUUUAUAAUAAAGCUCUACAAUCAAUGUUGCUAAAAUUGAAGUCAAAUCUCAAGGAACAUUUCAACUAUUCCUACUUCAACGUCUAUGAUUUCUUGAUUGAUCUCAUCCAAAAUCCAACAACGUAUGGUUUUCUUGAGGUUAAAUCUGCUUGUUGUGGGAUAGGGAGAUUAUAUGCUGAAGGUCCUUGUAUUCCUAUUUCAACAUAUUGUCCCAACAGGAGUGAUCACAUUUUCUGGGAUGAAGUUCAUCCUACGGAGGCAACAACAAAACUUCUUGUUAAUACUCUUUUCAAUAAUACAAAACAAUAUGUAACCUCAAUGAAUUUAGUCAAUUUACUUGCUUUGUAG
Molecule: messenger RNA, 1098 nt
Organism: Solanum stenotomum
Lineage: Eukaryota; Viridiplantae; Streptophyta; Magnoliopsida; Solanales; Solanaceae
Product: GDSL esterase/lipase At5g55050-like
Exons: 5
Coding region: 1-1098 (365 amino acids)
Molecular function (GO): hydrolase activity, acting on ester bonds
Source: RefSeq, a predicted model, not a curated record